This is a messenger RNA of Aphanomyces invadans, 555 nucleotides long. RefSeq lists its product as hypothetical. The record is from RefSeq and is a predicted model, not a curated record. NCBI's taxonomy places the organism in Eukaryota, Oomycota, Saprolegniomycetes, Saprolegniales, Verrucalvaceae. Gene Ontology annotation, molecular function: nucleic acid binding. Bases 1 to 555 code for a protein of 184 amino acids. The transcript has a single exon.
AUGGUCUCGACGUUAGUCAACGUCAACGCGGAUGUUUACCGUGACUUCGUUCUGCACAAGGUUGUUCCCGCUAUCAAGGCCAACUUUACCAGUGCCUACAAAAGGGUCAUUUUGCAGCACGACAAUGCGACACCCCAUGCCUCGGUCACGGAUGCAGUCCUGGAGAGUGUAUCCACGGAUGGAUGGAAGUUCGUCGUUCGUCGUCAGCCGCCCAACAGCCCUGACCUGAAUGUCCUGGACCUUGGUUUCUUUGCAUCCAUCGAAGCUCUACAGUACAAGAUGGUGAGUUCAUCCAUUGACGAUGUGAUUUUCUCGACGUUGACAGCUUUCGACCACCUCAGUGUCGACAAGCUGGAGAACGUAUUUCUCUCGCUGCAGGCUGUGAUGCGCCUGGUUCUUGAGCAUCAAGGCGACAACCACUUCAAGUUGCCCCACCUACGUAAAGAUGCAUUGAGACGUGCUGGCAACCUCAUGGCUACUGUGGCGUGCCCUGUUUUCCUCCUCCAUGAGUCGGACAUGUACCUCCAACCCCACGGAAUUCCAAGCCUCGAAUAG